Sesamum indicum (sesame) is the source of this 942-nucleotide messenger RNA. NCBI's taxonomy places the organism in Eukaryota, Viridiplantae, Streptophyta, Magnoliopsida, Lamiales, Pedaliaceae. The record is from RefSeq and is a predicted model, not a curated record.
UAUACUACUGGAGAAGUAUCAGAGCUUGAGAUUUGUGUACGAACAAACAAGGACAAGUUUGCAAGUGACAAGAAUCUUGGGUUGGUGAAGCAAGUAGUGUCUUCUAUGUAUAAACGUAAUAUUCAGAUGAUUCAGACAUAUCUGACUCUAUCCCUCCAAGGCAUUGCCAAUACUGUCAAACUAAAUAGCCCCAAGGAGGCUGAGAUGCAUGUGCUUAAAAUGAUCCACUAGGGCGAAAUCUAUGCAACAAUUAAUCAGAAGGAUGGAAUGGUUAGAUUCCUGGAGGAUCCUGAAAAGUACAAAACCUGUGAGAUGAUUGAAUGCAAUGACUUGUCAAUGCAGAGGCACAACUGCAUUGUGAUCCAGCAGCCUGAAUGUCUGCUGUUCGAUCGUUUCAGGAUGAUGAUGCUGUCAAAGAAGCUAAGAGCCAUGAGUGAAGUUAUGUUGUGUGAUCCUUCGUAUUACCUAGGAAAGUGUAUUCAGGUUUGGAAAGGAGCGCCAGAGAUAUGAAUGUGAUGAUUUUGAUACUGUUCCCUCACAAUUCAGUAAUUGAUGCACAACUUAUAGAGAAUGCACACAUUUGAUUGAUUGAAAAUUUGGGAUCCGGAACAACAUCCUCUUUUUCCCUUUUGGUGAUGGGUGCAAGUAGCUGAAACCAGCAUAUGAGGCAUGCUAAUAAUCUUUGGUGGGAAGUCUAACCAAGCUUUGCCUGAUGAGUAGGGCAGAGUGGCCUAUGAUUGGAUGUAACUUGAGGUAAAUACCCACCUCUUUUUUUCAAGAUUCACGAAUUUGGGUGCUUGUGAAUUUGUAAGUUGAUAAAUUUUUGUAUAAUAAAUGAUGUAAUAAUUCCACCUAUUACAAAAGAAGCACAUAGACUGCUUGCAUUAAAAAACCAAUAUUCAUAUGUGCUUAAGGAUGUUUGUAAUUUCUGAAAUCAAGCGU